UAUAAACAAACAUGGAGGGAAGGUGUGUGGUUGAGACGCUGACAAAGUUCGGAUUUUCAUCAGAUCCGUGUAUUCUGAAGGUGGGAUCCUGUUUAUGGAAUGAUGUGUUCCUCUGCACCGGAGACGACGAGGUGUAUGCCUUUAACUCCCAAGACAGAAAGCUGAAGGCAAUCGUCCACUUCCCUGCUCCUGUAAGUGACUUGGCUGUCGAUGAUGACAAGCAGAUCCUCUAUGUGGCCUGUUGGAAGGGAGUGUACGGUGUCUGUUUAUCAUCUUUGCUGUGCAGGGUUCAAAGCCCUGACACAUCCUCAUGUCCAUCUCAUGUGAAAGUAUCUGAUGAUCAUUUUGUUAUUGGAGAAGGAGUAUUAGCCCUACUUUUGAUCAACUCUACGCUCUUGAACAUUACCCAGAGAGACACAUCCUGGCUGUUGACACUUCACAAAAUAGCAGAAGAGUCAAUAUUCAGCAGCUAUGAAAUGCUGGGUUCAUUCAAACUUCCUGUAGUAUCAGACACAGUGCAUCAUAGCACAGAUAAGUGCAGAAGGCCAUUGUUGCUCUGUGUCCACUCUGCUGAUACAGAUGCAUCAUCAGAUGGUCUAUCAAGUAAUCACAUCUACCUUGGAGCGAUCCUCUUUAAACUCCUAUUCGGGAUCGACGCAGCCCUCGCCAAAUCGCCGGUUAUUUUUUGUGGUCUACCAGACGGCCGUCUAUGUUUCACGCCUCAGCGAGUCCCAGGAUCUCAGCUCAAAGUCCUGCACAGCCUGGAGCAGCCGGUCGUGUUUGUCGGUGCGUUCGCAGGAUGUCUGGUCGCUGUGGGCGAACAAGGCAGAGUGGUGCUGAUCACAUCCCAGCAAGCAGGGCCAGAAGGAGGAGGCUUGCGUGCUGCUUUUUCUGAAGUGUGCAUCCCCGGGCCUGUGGUGUGUGCUUGCCUGGAUGGACAGUCCCUUUACUAUAGCACUGGUUCAGACCUGCUGGUACUGGAUCUGUCACUGAGAUCCACUGGCGGAUCAGAGUCAGCAAAAGGGGAGGUGGGAUCCAGUAAUAAGAGAGAUGGUGCACUUUACCAGCCCACCAGUUUAAAUGUGUGUGGAGUCAUCGCCCUGGUGCAACAUGCAAGCAACACGGCAGGUGAAGCUCAGCUGCUGGGGCUGUCUUCCAGGGGGCAGCUCCAGAAGAUUAUCUUACCUAUAAGGGGGCAGGAUGCAUCAUCGUCCAAUCUUGCUUCUUCACAUGUUGGCCGCAGCAUCAAAGAUGUCCUGGCAGCUAUAGGAGACAUUUAUGAAAGAUCAUCGGUGCUAAAAGCUGCCAUCAAAUCCAAAAACCAAACCAUGCAGCAACUGAAUCAGGUACUCAACAUCAGCUUCUUAUUGAACGAUGGAGCAGACAGCCAGGAAAAGUCAAUCCAUUGUCACGCCACCACUUGUUGGAGCACAUUGCUUGGGAAAGACUCCCUCAACUUGAAGUGCAUCCUGGAUAAUGGAAGUUGUUAUGUUCUGGAACGAGGAUGGACACUAAGCAUCACGGUGUCUCCUUUGUGUGACUCCCAAAGAGGCGAAAGCUGCUCCACACAUUAUUCAUUCCCAUUCCAUCCUCUCCAUCCGGGGGGUAAAGUGGAGGUUUCCCUGCCUUUAGCUUCUGCAGGAGAGUCAUCCUUCCCUGUUACACUUUUCUGCUCGCUUGUCUUCUCCCUCUCGGGUCUUCUUGGAGAGGAGGCAGCGUUAGGCCUACCUAAUAGAGGUCUUGUCAGUUUGCCAUUGAACACUCUGACUGUGGAUUGGUUGCAUGCCCUGCAGGGGAUCAGUCCUACAGACGCUGCAUCUCAACACUGCAACAUUGACAACAUUCAAGCUUUUUUGAACUCACGCCUCAGUGGAAGAGGAGGAGGGGAUGCAGGGAACUUGCAGCACUCUGCAAGCAUCAAGGUGUCAUCACAGUUAUUGAGGGACACGUUGAUGUUGAGACCACCUUCAAAUGUGGACGUCGCCCUGCUGAAAUGGCUCCUCUGUAAAGCUCAUGAAGGGGUGAUGGUGCAAAAAGACAAGUUGGUCCUCAGCAACUCGGUGGUCCAUGCUCGAGCCCCAAAUGGACAUAUUAUAAAGCUGACAGCAAAAGAGGCACACGUGGGGACGGAGGAGGAGCUCCUGGCUAUUACAGAGAUUCAGUUUGAGAGCUCCUCUAUGGCAGCCGUGUGUGGAAUGCAUCAUGCAGUCCUGCGUAGAGUAAAGAGUUUGCUGCAGAGAGCACCGGAAAAGUCUUCUUCUACCAUCAAGAUGCAGAGUUUAUGUGUGAGGCAAGCACUGCAACGGGCCGAGGGUCGCGGAUAUGCUGGAGCCUAUCCCAGCUGACUUUGGGCGAGAGGCGGGACUUGUCAUCAGCAGGGCACAUUUAUGUGUGUGUGUAUACAGUAUAUACAUAUAUAGACAAACAAUCAUUCAUGUCUAUGGAGAAUUUAGAGUCGCCAAUUAACCUAACAUGCAUGUUUUCGGAAUGUGGGAGGAAAACGGAGUACCCGGAGAAAACCGAGAAAACGCACGGGGAGAACAUGCAAACUCCACAUAGACAUGCCCAACGGAGAUUCGAACCCUGAUCUUCCCGAUCUCCUGACUGUGUGGUCAACAUGCUAACGAGGCCACCGUGAGGCCCCAUCUUCAUUGCCAUAUUGAAUAUAAUUAUGACCGCAACUACUCUGAUUACCUGUAAACUUUGAAAAUGUGAAUGUGAAGUACUCAUUGUUAAUAUUUAUAAUAGUAUUUCCAAAUUUACCGGUUAGAUUUUGUAUAUGUUUUAUAGAAAGAGGUACAUCAUUUUGACUUGUAACUUGCACCCUGCUGCACCCCUGAUAUACAUGUACAACGUACAUAAAUACGUACUCAAAUUUGUUUUUAAUAUAAAUGUACUAAAUAUAUGUAAUUUUUACAUUCAUAGUAGGAGGUAGAUCUUUGGAACUUGGUCAUUUUAAAAGUAGCUCACAGGCUGAAAAAGUGUGCUUUAGAGUAGUCAGUGUCGAGCUUUUAUAGCAGUAUACAGUAUGUUGUAUGUCUAAUGGAAACGAAGCUUUUAAAGCAUUCCUUUCUUUCUAAAUUGAAUAUGUUGUGCUGUUUAUGUCAGACUCUGUUGCAGCAGGUCCAGCAAAGUCGAAUCUCAAGCAGCUUCAGUGGGGGCGUGUCCACAGGGCAGGUGACAUCAUGUCUUCUCACUGUCUAUCAAGAGCUCAGAGAAAAUUCUCUCUAUAUUGUUUAACAUCUGUGUAAGCAGAGCUAACUUUUACACGCACACGAAUGUGAGUUGUGCCUUUGUGUUUCUUUGUCUUAUGAUGUUACAUUAAACGAAGAGAACUAUACUAUUAUUUUUAACUAUUACCUUCAUUAUUAUGGCUUGUUAGUGAUUUUGUACACACAGCAAAAUAAAGAUAUACAGAAUCUUAUGUGUAUAUUUUCAUCAGAAUUUAGACAAGGGAACAGAAAGUUGUAUUUAUCCAUAUUGCAGUGACACUAGACUUUUUCUUCAAGUUUGAUGCUUUAAAAACGGCAAUACAACAAAAUGAAGCAUACAGUCUAGUGAAAAUGCUAUAUUUUGACAAAAAAAAAACCUCACAAUAUUUUGCCAUAAUUUAAAAGCAAUUCGGAAGGACGUAUUUAUUGUUUACAACAUUAAUUAAUAAAAAGCAAAGUUUUUAAGUAACACCGUACAAGUAUAUAAAUAGUGUGAAUAUAUGAAAUUAAAAAAAAAAGUCUAAAUGACAUACAGCAGUGGCUCUUUCUCCAUUAGUCCAUUAGGGGGCAGCAGAUUACCUUAAAUUAGAUUCCCUGGCCUUUCAACUCAAAGCCAUUGGGAUUGGAUUGGAUUCACACAAUAUUCAAGUUUUGAAGCAACACAUGUUGGAUGGUUUAAUGAGCAUUUUUUUUCUUUUUUUCCACCAAAAAUGUACUCAUUAUUGGUUCAUUUUACAGAAUUUGCAAGGAAUAUUAAAACAAACAGUCAAAAAAUGACACAAAUUGUGAUCUGCAUUGAGCUCUUUAUGUUGGACUGCUCCAGGUGUUGAUGGUGGUGGGCUAAUAUCACAGAAAAUAUCGAAUUUUAUACACAAUACAUAGCACAGACAUGAAAAGAGAAAAGCAGGCAAUGUUUGCUCUUACUUGAAUUAGCAAAUUUGAAUAUGGCAAAAUAGUGUUUUUAGGGCUGCAUGUCUGUGGGGUUUGUACAGCAUUGGUCGUCGUUUCUUACUAUUUGUACAAUUUCCCACUAAAUUCUCACGAGAACACUGGUAAUUCAUAAUACUGGCGUGAGUGGUGAUUCCCAACCACAGAGACACGGCACACUUAGUUAUCCAAAUUUACUGAAUUGGUCCAAGCGUUGUUAUUUAUUGAUGACAAUAUAUCUUUUUUCAUGUAUCUAUACCAGGGACAUAUAGUGACAAGCAGAAUGAUUAAAUUCUUUCUGGUGGUGUGCCAUGAGAUUUUUCGAAUGUAAAAUAUGUGCCUUGGAUCAAUAACGGGUGGGAAACACUGCAAUAAACUACAGCUAGUAGAUUGAAUGCUCCCUUAGAGCAUGUCAACACAAUUUGAACAAACAAAGUCGUGUAAAUCGACUUUGCCUCUUCUUAAAAGGAAACAAGAGUAUGCAAAAACAGCUAACAUGUAGUGGACAUGAGAGUUAGCCUGCAGUAGAAACCUGAUCUCAUCUGUUAAUAAACUCCCUGCAUCACACUAAUGAGGGACUAAAAGGUGACCUCCGUUCUCCCUUAAUGGCGACUAUGUCUUUCUCAAAUGACACUACCGUGAAUGGCAAGUCAUUUACUAAAGCACCACUUUGUUUCCUUAAGGAAGAAAGGUAAGGCGGCAUAGAAAAAUCCCUAACCAGAAUCAGACAACUGUUUGAAUGCCUAUUUAUCAAAUGUUAAUUGCAGUAGAAGUUUCCUCCUCAUUGCUGAUCUUCUACCUUAAAGUUCACAUUAUGGAUAGAAAAUGUCUCUUUGACAACAGGAGAUCACAGGUAUGUUUUUUUUCUUGCAUUAAUACUCCCACAAAGCUGAGCUGCUCAGAUUGAGUCCAUCUGCUUUAAGCGUGCCUCCCUGGUCUCCACGCAGAUACUGGCCGUUCUUGCCACGGAUGGCGAGACGGCCUCGCUCCAGGAGCUCCAGACUGAAAUCCUCUGGGACUUCACCAUCUGAACACACCAGACCAGCACUGUUGACGUACCAGAAGCGACCAGUCACACCUGUGGGGUAAAUGCACCGAAUUACAGAGUACAAAAGACACUAACUUCACCAUAUGGGCACAAAUAUUGUAUAUGCUUGUUUUUUGGUUGGAUAUUGGAUCUCAUUAGAUUGGUAAAGUGGUCAUAAUAGGUACAUCGAUAUUGAUAUGAAGCCAGUUGGCCAUACAUACAACUUAUUCCAACCAGCCAUGGGAGAAGGAGGGGCUGUUCUAACAAAGUUGGAAUAGCAUGGAAAAUGAUGUAGGAAUAUUUCCCUUCACUGAACUAAAACCACUUUUCCAAAAAAAAAAAAAAGCAAAGUGGAAGAGCAAACAUGGCUCUGGCUUGUGUUUCUCCUGCAGGGUGUGCUAGUGGCAUACUAGCUGCGUCAGCGUAGUGUGACAUCAUCAUAGCGUGACGCAAUGGAUUCAACAUAGAAGAUGAACAAACUAGCUUUUAUUGAGAAAACUCAUCUAUUAUCUCUGUAGGACAAACAUGACAUUUAAUUCAAAUUAUUCUCUGGCAUUUGACUAAAUUCAAUCAAUUAUGGCAGGGGUGUCCAAGCGUUUUCCUCCAAGGGCAGUUCGGAGGUUAUGUUUGUGCCGGCGUUUAUCUGUUUGUUUGUGUUCAAAAUAACUUCAAAAGUUCUGAAUGGAUUUCGAUGAAAUUUUCAAGAAUUGUCGAAAAUGGGAUGUGGAAAAACUGAUUACAUUUUGGGGGUGACCCAGAUCACCGUCUGGAGCCGGGAUUUUUUUUUUUUAAAGGAUUCUUUAACAUUGUGAGAUAGAACCAUUUUCGCCAUUUGUGCACAUAACGCCACAAAAAAUGGCCAGAGCAUUUGUAAAAUAAAAAAAAAAAUACAGGACAAGAUUCCAACAGGUUCUACAAAAGAUCAAAGACUGAUCCAAAAAAUGUAGGAUUAUUAUUUUGGUGUGAAUCACAAUGUGCGGGGAACUAUGGUGCUAGGUGGAGGUCUGCGCUCUGUGUUUUUCUAAGUUUUUAAAUUUUCUUUUACAAUUGUUUUAACAACAAACAAUUAAAUGAGCAAACAAUAAAAUAACAAUUUGUCUCUUCUUCAUGUUCUUCAAUAGCACCUCUACUGGUGGUCGCUCUUGAGUGCACUCCAUUUUGCCUCAAAACUUGAUCAUAUCCACCAAAAUCCUUAACUUAAUUCUUAACCUAAUAAAUUAACAGUACACAUCUGCAAGUUUAAAUAUUACGUGUGGAGUACCCCAGGGGUCAAUAUUGGGACCAAAACUGUUCAAUUUGUAUAUCAAUGAAAGCUGUACAGUGAUGAAAGACUUAAAGUUGGUAUUAUUUACAAAUGAUACUACUGCCUUUUGUUCUGGGGAAAGCACACAAGAGCUAAUUAAAAAAAGUCACGGAUGAAAUGGCCAUAUAAAAAAAUGGUUUGAUAAAAACAGAUUAUACUUGAAUUUUAGUAAAACUAAAAUAAUGCUGUUUGGCAGAAUAGCAGAAAGGACAUGUGCGACCAAAUACAAAUAGACGGAGUGGACAUUGAAAGGGUGAACGAAAAUAAAUAUCUGGGGAUCGUAAAUAGAUGAAAAAAUUAGCUGGAAAAAAUAAAGCAAAAUGUGUUAUUGAUCAAAAAUCACUCCACACUCUACUGUUCUCUGGUAUUGCCAUGUCUAACUUAUUGUGUGGCGAUAUGGAGUAAUAUGGGUAUAUGUGGUAUGGGGUAACUAUAAAAGCAAUCUUUACUUGCUAAAUGUAAAAUGUACUGCAAAAAAGAUCAGUGAGGAUAAUUCAUAUUGCCACAUAUAGAGAAAAUACAAGUGCCAUCACCAAUAUUAAAGUUAUCUGAAAGUAAAUUUCCUACCCAAAAAUGUCAUACAAUACUUUCUACAAGAGAGGAGAAAUAUGAUUUUAGGGAAAAGCUAAACUUGAAACACUUAUAUGCGAGAACAACGCUAAAAACCCACAGCAUUUCAGUAUGUGGAAUGAAAUUAUGGAACGGCUUGAGUAAGGAACUCAAACAAUGCAUGCAAAAUGAGCGAAUUCAAAAAACAAUACAAGCAGUUGAUGUUUGCAAAAUACAAGGCAGAAGAGACUUGAACUUGUUUUGUUACACUUGUCUCUGUUUAUAUUUAUUUAUUUAUUAUUAUACUGAUUGUUGUAUUUAUUGUGAAAAAAAUCUUAAUAAUUAAAUCAUCAUAUUGUUUGUAUAUUAUUCUAUGUGUUAAAAAAAUCACAUAAGGAAUACAGGAAGUGAAUAAAUGUACUGCACAAGAUGUGGAACGGAUGGGUAGGAUUAAAUAAGCUUGCUUUUUCCUACUCCUUUUGGACAUG
Dunckerocampus dactyliophorus (ringed pipefish) is the source of this 7506-nucleotide messenger RNA. It is a transcript of the gene faap100, whose product is annotated as FA core complex associated protein 100. Gene Ontology annotation, biological process: interstrand cross-link repair. The record is from RefSeq and is a predicted model, not a curated record. Bases 12 to 2345 code for a protein of 777 amino acids. The transcript is spliced from 8 exons. Gene Ontology annotation, cellular component: Fanconi anaemia nuclear complex; nucleoplasm. Lineage: Eukaryota; Metazoa; Chordata; Actinopteri; Syngnathiformes; Syngnathidae.